ACUUGCAGAAAAUGCGUAAAUAGCAUGAAUGACACAAACACAGGCGCGAAUUACCCACGGAGCGAACGGAGAAGUGGUAUGGGAAUGGUUUACAAACACAUGCGCGACCCAUCUCACUUGCACAAUCAAAAAUCGUAUCGUGCAUGUCGAAUUCAUUUUUCGUCUUGUCAAUUUUUCUCUCUUUAUGUGUGUCAAAACAUAAUUUUUUUUUGUGUGUGGAUUCUCGUACGACUCUGCUGUAGCUUUCAUUGUAUGAAAUUGAAUUGAAAUUUGACUUAAUUUUUUUUGCUGCACAACGGAAUAAUCUCGCAUCCGUCGUUGUUUUAAGUAUUUAGUGUAAUAAUCGUGUUCAUGUUUACGAUAACAAAAUCAAAAUCCAGUUGAAAAUACAGUGAACCACACAUUUGAACAACCAAUAAUGGUAACUUCGAUUCCAUUGUCGGCUAUUGGAGGUUUGCUGAACGAAUUUAAUUAUCCGAGCACGAGCAACGCUCGCAAACAUGAAAUCGAAAAACAACUAGUUGAAUUUCAAAAUGAUCUACGUUCGUGGCCACAGUGUUUGUUCCAACUGAGCAACCCUACGAAUAGCCAUCAGUUCUUUUGGUUUUUUAGUGCAUCAACCGUUGAAGCGGCCAUCGUACGAAAAUGGAAAUAUCUCGAUGAAAGCGAUCGAAUGCGAUUGCGAGAUACACUAUGGAAUAAUUAUGCCAAUCUAAAUGUGGCCACUGUGUCACGCAUUCAACGCGAAAAACUCGCCCAACUGAUUGCGUUGAUGGGCAAACGUGAAUUUCCCGAUGAGCAUUCAUCGUACAUGUGUCAUUUAGUGGAAUUGUUAAAAAGGAAUUUUUGCUUAGGAAUUACAUUGCUUCGGUGCACAUCCGAAGAAUUAGUUAGCACACGUGAUGACAUUACGUCAGAUCGUAAAAAAUAUUUUCAUUCCAAUUUGAGCUUGUGUAUGCCCGAUGUAUUUCAAUUGCUUACGCAAUUUCUUGUGAUCCAUGCAUACGGUCUGAACGGAAUUGAUUUAGCGACGGUGCCAAGUAAUUAUCUGGAUCGUAAACUGAUUCAAUCACUGCCAAAGGAUAAUCGAUUGUGUUUAUCUGCUAUAGAGUUAUUAAGUUGUGUACAGCAUUUAUUGUCGUGGACCUCAACCGAUGAAUUAUUGCAUGAACAAUUCCUCAUAAAUCUCUUCGAUUUGGCUAACUGGAAAGAGCAUGACAGUGACGUUUCAGUAGCGGCGUUGGGCGCAAUCACUGAACUUUUUUAUCGGCAACAAACGUUGCCAUUCCCCCAACUCAUUGCCAACGGAAUCAAAAGUAUUCUGAAGCAACCACGACUGAUUAUGACCAAUGAAAUGUAUCAGGACAAAUUAACUGAAUUGCUACGACUGUUCAUCGCACAACAAUGGUCUAGAUGGAUCGAUGAUGAAGUCGUUUUUCCCGAAUUUAUUGCCGCACUCUAUGCCUUUACGUUCGAAAGCUAUGCAACACUUCCAUUCACCGAAAAACUCACAAUCUGGCAUCCAAUCAUCAGCGGUUUGGCACCACGCGGAUUCGGAAGAUACACACAAACUAUACAUUUAUUGGUCGCUGGAAUUUUGCAAAAAAUCCAAUUUCGAGUUGAUUUAGAGGAAUUGAAAACAUUGGAUAAUGAAAGCCUUGACGAUGAUAUGCUCACAGAUUGGCAACACUACUUGACCCAGUGCAUAGAAACAAUCGCUUUGGUAGCUGAAGUCAAACCGCUCCAAGUGUUCGAACAGGUCUACAGCGAAUGGAGUAAACCAUUCGAAAUUUUUGAAUCCCUAGAAAAAUCGAUCGACUCCAAUGGUUCCUUAAUUAUCAACGACAACCAACGCAGCCAAUUGGUGUACUGCAUUCUCCGCGAUUUAUCGUCAUUGUGUCAAACGUUGACUCGAUUGACGCCGAUUCUUCAAGGUUGCUUGCAAGACAUCCCAAAGAACCUAUCACAAAUAACGUUUUGCCUUAUAUAUGCGAUCAAGUUCAUUGCCGUGAAUAAGUUGCAUUCGAUAAAUUUUGGCGAUUCGUCGCUCAGUGCGAAUUUUGUGGAAAUAUUUGCGCAACUUCUCAAUUCCAUUCGAAAUUUGUUGCCAUGGUCGCCAAUCCUGCAAAGUGAACACGAGCUCAAAUCGCUCAUCGAAAAUGUGGCACAAAUCCUAAUGCCACCAUCGAAUUUGUUGCAAGAGCCAAAAAUUAUCACAUUGGCGGCAGCACAAUUUCUGCUCACAGUGUCAUCGGUUAUUCGGCCUCGCUACAUGCUCGACUGUCCAUCAUUCAAGCAACUCAUUCAAAUGGGAAGCAAUUUAACGUAUUUAGACCAACAAGCGGCAACAAUCAUACGGAAUGCAAUUGUGAAUUGCUUUGUAUUGCCAUGGCCCAAUGUCUCGAACGCUGAUCAAGUAUUCGAUCGACGUUUAGUACUACUACAGGAAUACGUGCACAAUUUGUCAGAGAAUCUACUGAAUUUGGACCAUUCGGUGAUGCACAAUCAACAUGACAAAGUAAUUAAAGUGAUAACCGUGAUUUUGCCCAUUCUAAACGAAAUCAUCGAUCAUCAUCGCGAGAGCAGUUCAUCCGUUAAACAUAUGCUCGUCAAUGCAUACCGACCACCCAUUACAAAAUCCAUUUUAAUCUACAAAGAAUUUGGGGCGGUUAGCGAAGAUAUUGCCAGUUGCGUCCUCAAAUUCGCACUCAGUGUCAUUCGAACACUUCAAAUUCAAUUGGGUUCGCCGUACAUCUCGGAGAUGUUGGACAUUUUCCUCAAAACAACCACAAGAGAACAAUUGACGACCAAUCGAUAUAAAGCCGUGGAGAAAUUACUUCAAAUGCUUUUGUUGGUCGUACAACAGCCUGGAAGCCUAGGUGCAAAUCUAUUGCCAUCGAUAUUAGAAUUUACGUUGAACUACGUGUCCCCGCUUUUGAUGCAAGGUAGAAAUCCGAGCGAUUUUUGUGAUGUUGCUUUCGCAUUGUACAGCCUGUUCGAUGGCAUUUUACAAAGUCGCUGGCAAUACUUUUAUAAAUCACAAGUACUGCGUGGUUUUUCGCCCGGUGCAAGCGAUCAACCGAUACCCGUUGAAGAUCAACCAGACCAUGCUCAUGAAUUGUUGGCCAUUUUAAAUUUUUACGGACAGGCAUUGUUUCAAAUCAUUGAUCCACAUAUCACACAAAAAGUGUUGGCAUCAUUACAAUGCCUGCACGAACGAUGGAAAUUAUUCGAUCGCCAAUUUUUCAGAACGAAUCUAUUGGCAUUGUUUAUGGACACGUUGCUUAAGUUACUGGUCUCACCGAACGGUGUUUUGCACCAAGAUCAAUUGAUCAAUGUGUUAUUCAACAUGAGUCAAGUAAAUGCAACUGUGUUAGAAACGGUAUUCGUGAGUCUUGGAUACGAGCCCGAGUCAAAGUUUAUCCAUGACAUUUGUUCAGCCAAGGAUUUUCCAACGUAUUCAUCAAAGAUGGCGCAAUUUUGUGCGGAUGCAAAAUGUGUACAAUCACAAUAACAGACAUUUUUCCAGAUAUAUGUACGAAUUAUACAACAUUAACUCGGUUCUUUUUUGUUUUCGUCGAAUUUGCUCUUAAUUUUUGGUUUUUUGUGAUAGAAAAUCUAUUUCAUGUUGCAGUGAAUUCAGAAUGAAUGGAAUUUCCAACGUAGAAAAUAAGGUUUUGUUUAUUUUGGCGACAACACAUACGUAUACAAUAUCAAUGUUAAAUGCAUUUACAUUUUGUAAACGAAUUUUGAAUAUGACAGUUUAUCAGCAAUAAUUCGGUCGGAACGAGAAAGAUCGAAACUCAAUUCAAUGUAUAUUCAGUCUUUGUUCAUCGUCGCACAGUAGAGAUUAUUUUAUUGCUAGGUGUAGAAAAAAAAGUGAAUUUCUUUUUUGUUGAUACAAACAAACCAAAGACUGUCUAUGCGAAAGUGAGAAUUUGCAACAAGAACAACAACAAAAAUUUAAUAGCUCUACAUUUCAUGUAGUGCAAAAAACAAAAGAAAAAAAAGACAAUUAAUUGAUCUAUGAAAAUUUAUUUGGUUAAGAGAAUAUGCAAAUCAUGGAGCAACCUCAUAAUUUUACGUUCUCUAUUAUUCCGUUCUGGAUGGUGGGCCGUUCAGCUCAGUCAUCAACAUUCAACAAUAUAGCAAAAGAAAAAACAUACUUAUUGUUUUAACAUAGAAAUAAACCGAGAAUGACAAUACACAAUAAUAAUGAAGGAAUCGUAACAAUAUCAUUUAAAUACUCGCCAUUGUAACCGUUUAAGAAACCAACAAAACAAAUGGAGAAAGAAAUAUUAGGCUUGAAUGUGCUACAAAUUUCGUUCUAUUGCUUACUACUACUACUACAACGAUUGCUGCUUUUUAAAACAUUUUCAUUUUCAUCAACUCGUCCGGACUCAGAAGCGUUAAAAAAUUAUCAAAAUCAUUCCAUUUUUUUUUUAAAUUUCGAUUAGAAGCAUUAAAAUCAACAUAUAUUAGAUAAACAAAAUACAUAGUCGAAAUAAUCCAAUAGAAAAUAGACAAUGAAAGCGAUACAAAAACGAUUUUUGUACAAUUUUUCUUGUAUGCGUAAUAAAAUCUCCAUUUUCCAAUUUGAAAAA
Messenger RNA from Sitodiplosis mosellana (orange wheat blossom midge), 4604 nucleotides. It is a transcript of the gene ebo, whose product is annotated as exportin-6-A. Gene Ontology annotation, biological process: protein export from nucleus. Gene Ontology annotation, molecular function: small GTPase binding; nuclear export signal receptor activity. The record is from RefSeq and is a predicted model, not a curated record. NCBI's taxonomy places the organism in Eukaryota, Metazoa, Arthropoda, Insecta, Diptera, Cecidomyiidae. The transcript has 9 exons. The coding region runs from base 419 to 3514 and encodes 1031 amino acids.